GUUAUCAAAAGUUUCAGUCUGGUGGAGAAGAGCGAGUUUUUCCAGAAACCAUUCUGCGGAGGCGGAGGAUUAGGAUUGUGCAGACGGAUCGAUAAAACAGCUUUUGAAAUGGGUUGCAACGGCUCGACGCUCGCCAAGAUCCGUAACCUCGACGAGCUGAUACUUGAGACUGGGUUCUCCUCGUCUCAUAUCUGCCGUCUGUACGACCGCUUUCACUCCCUGGAUAAAGAUGACAAAGGAUUGCUCAACCGGAGCGACUUUCAGAAUAUCAGCGAGCUCGCUGUUAACCCCUUAGGGGACAGAAUCAUCGGCGCUUUCUUUCCUGAUGGGAUGGAUUUGAUCGAUUUCAACUCGUUCGUCCGGAUCUUGGCUCUCUUCCGCCCCGUGGACCAAAACCUGAAGAAGGAACCGAACGCCCCAGAACCCAUCAACAGCCAGGUCAACAAGCUGAAAUUUGCCUUCCAGCUUUACGAUCAGGAUAAAGAUGGCAAGAUCUCAAAGAGUGAGCUUUUACAGGUCCUGCGUGUGAUGGUGGGGGUGCAGGUGACGGAGGAACAGCUGGAGAGCAUCACUGACCGGACGAUACAAGAGGCCGACCUGGACGGAGACGACGCCAUCUCGUUCGAGGAGUUCAAAAAAUCGCUGGAUAAGGUGGAUAUUGAGCACAAGAUGAGCAUCAGAUUCCUCCGAUAGAUCGGUCCGCGGGUUUAAGAACGGCAGCGUUUGGGCAACUCCAAGAUCUGGGAUCACUGAACCCUUUCCAUUGCGACUGUCUUUUAUUGAGCGAGAAUUAAAAGCUAAGCAGUCCUAUCCAGCUGGGUAUGAUUAGCUAGCUUAAGAUAUCUUUCAUAGUACAGGUGGGGGGGGGGGAAAGCAAACAAGCUGAUGUCUGAUCAUGCUUCUUUCUACUGAUCGAACAUUAACAGAUUUGAAUAUAAAAACACACUUUGUGCUGGAAUUAAAGCCAAAUUAACCUAAACCUGUGUGCGUGAUAGAUAAGUUUGGGCUUGUGUGAUCAGAAUCAUCUAAUCUGUUUGAGAAGCUCUGACAGUUAGGCGUUCUUCAGGAUUAGGGUUGAAACAUGUUUUACAGCGAGUUGAGGAGGGAGGGCGUCUGUAAUGCAGUAAGUAAACUGGAAAACCAGCCUGUUUAUACAUUCACAGUUCAUUUCAUGCUAAACUUUUAUAAAGGCUGUGUGUGUAUAUUCUUGUACAUGACAAUUCUUUUAAAAAAAAAAAAAAAAAAAUUACAAGUCUUAAUUCUAAUAAAUUAUCAAAUAAAUGCCUUUUUUUGUGUG
Messenger RNA from Polyodon spathula (Mississippi paddlefish), 1297 nucleotides. It is a transcript of the gene chp2, whose product is annotated as calcineurin-like EF-hand protein 2. The record is from RefSeq and is a predicted model, not a curated record. Gene Ontology annotation, molecular function: calcium ion binding. The transcript is spliced from 7 exons. NCBI's taxonomy places the organism in Eukaryota, Metazoa, Chordata, Actinopteri, Acipenseriformes, Polyodontidae. The coding region runs from base 109 to 693 and encodes 194 amino acids.